This is a messenger RNA of Pygoscelis adeliae (Adelie penguin), 2390 nucleotides long. Its product is annotated as receptor-type tyrosine-protein phosphatase mu. Gene Ontology annotation, biological process: protein dephosphorylation. NCBI's taxonomy places the organism in Eukaryota, Metazoa, Chordata, Aves, Sphenisciformes, Spheniscidae. The record is from RefSeq and is a predicted model, not a curated record. Gene Ontology annotation, molecular function: protein tyrosine phosphatase activity. The annotation marks the transcript as partial. The transcript is spliced from 13 exons.
AUGAUCAUUCUCGAGUGAGAUUGCAGCCCAUUGAAGGAGAAACAAGUUCUGAUUACAUCAAUGGAAAUUAUAUUGAUGGUUAUCAUAGACCAAAUCACUACAUUGCUACACAAGGACCAAUGCAGGAGACAAUAUAUGACUUUUGGAGAAUGGUAUGGCAUGAAAACACAGCCAGCAUAAUCAUGGUUACUAAUCUCGUAGAAGUGGGAAGGGUCAAAUGCUGCAAAUACUGGCCAGAUGACACAGAGAUAUAUAAAGACAUUAAAGUUACCCUAAUAGAAACAGAGCUCCUGGCUGAAUAUGUGAUUCGAACAUUUGCAGUAGAAAAGAGAGGUGCUCAUGAGAUUCGAGAAAUUCGGCAGUUUCACUUCACUGGCUGGCCAGACCACGGUGUACCGUACCAUGCAACAGGCCUGCUGGGAUUUGUACGACAGGUCAAAUCCAAGAGCCCACCAAAUGCUGGACCUCUGGUUGUUCACUGCAGUGCUGGUGCUGGCAGAACUGGGUGCUUCAUUGUUAUUGACAUCAUGCUAGAUAUGGCAGAAAGAGAAGGCGUUGUAGACAUAUACAAUUGCGUGAGAGAGCUUCGAUCUCGGAGAGUUAACAUGGUGCAGACUGAGGAACAGUAUGUAUUCAUCCAUGAUGCUAUCCUGGAAGCCUGUCUUUGUGGGGACACAUCUAUUCCAGCUUCUCAAGUUAGGUCUGUUUACUAUGAAAUGAAUAAACUGGAUCCUCAGACUAACUCCAGCCAGAUCAAAGAGGAAUUUAGGACUUUAAAUAUGGUGACUCCGACACUGCGUGUAGAAGACUGCAGCAUAGCACUUUUACCACGAAAUCAUGAAAAGAAUCGCUGUAUGGAUGUUCUGCCUCCAGACAGAUGCCUGCCUUUCCUCAUAACGAUAGAUGGAGAGAGCAGUAACUACAUUAAUGCUGCACUGAUGGAUAGCUACAAGCAACCAUCAGCUUUUAUAGUUACGCAGCAUCCCUUACCAAAUACUGUCAAAGAUUUCUGGAGACUGGUCCUAGAUUAUCACUGCACUUCAAUAGUUAUGCUGAACGAUGUUGAUCCAGCACAACUGUGUCCUCAGUACUGGCCAGAAAAUGGAGUACACCGACACGGUCCUAUUCAGGUGGAGUUUGUAUCAGCUGAUUUAGAAGAAGACAUAAUCAGCCGGAUAUUCCGAAUUUAUAAUGCAGCCAGACCCCAAGAUGGCUAUCGGAUGGUGCAGCAGUUCCAGUUCCUGGGAUGGCCCAUGUACAGAGACACUCCCGUUUCUAGACGCUCCUUCUUGAAGCUCAUCCGCCAAGUGGAGAAGUGGCAGGAAGAGUAUAACGGGGGAGAGGGACGCACAGUUGUACAUUGUUUGAAUGGAGGUGGCCGCAGUGGGACAUUUUGUGCAAUCAGUAUUGUUUGUGAAAUGCUUCGACAUCAGAGGGCUGUUGACGUAUUCCAUGCUGUGAAGACACUGAGGAAUAAUAAGCCUAACAUGGUGGACCUUCUGGAUCAAUACAAAUUCUGCUAUGAAGUGGCUUUGGAAUACUUGAAUUCUGGCUGAUUGCAUAAACAGCACAGACAAAGUUCCUCCUUUUACCACCACAAACAAAGCAAGUCGCUUCAUGAUAUCUGUGUAAACGAGAUGAAGACUUCUCAGUGUUAUGCUUAUACUGCUUUGUAUAAUUGGCUCUUUUUAAGAGCCCAAAAAGAUGUUUCUAAAACUGCUUGCACUGCCCGUUUUCCACUAUAAUGCCGCUGCUUGACACCCAUAUGAACAUACACCAAACCACAUGGCAGUUGUUGAACACUGUAUUCAUACAUAGCCAUUGAUGUGGUGAAGCAGCAUAGUACUCUGGUAAAUAAGAGAGCACAAUUAUAUUCUUAUGAAGGAAUUUGUACUUUUCUGUUAUAUUUCGUUGCCUGUGAUUCUCAGUUACUGUCACAGCCUAGUGUACAUUUCUGUUCUGUGGAGAAUGCUGUCUGGCAUUUUGAUAAUAUAUGAUUUUAGUUAUAUUUGUAUUCUAACACGUGCAUAAUAAAUGAAUCAUAUGUAGCCUAUCUGAACUAAUGGAAAGACAUGUACCAAAUCAUGUUAACUUUGUUGAGUUGUAAUUUCUAUCCGCUUUGUACCAUUUCAGAGAGAGAAUCUUGAUAGAAAUACAGUUAGAAAAUGCAAAAUACAGGAUGCUCAGAUUAAUAUAUCCAAAGCUUUUUCAUUUGUUUAUAUUGUAAAUAUUUUUUUGAUUUCAUCAAAUUAUUUAUUCAUUAAAAUGAAUUUUUUUGUGAAGCACAGUGAGUGACAAUCAUUUUUAUUAAGCCCUGGAAAUGCUUACUGUAUGAUAGUGUAAACAUUUGUUUACCUUGUAUGGAUUCUCAGCUCAAUAAAUAAUUACAU